UCAACCUCCAUGGCUGCAGCUUCCACUGCUGGUUCUCACUCCCGGAAAGGGCUCGGAUUCAUGCGCUAUGACGACUCAGAUGAGGAAAAUGCAGACUACAAUCAGCAACAGUGGCAGCACAAUGUUGAAGCUUUCUCUUUAGCUGGAAGUUUUGCUAGUAAGGAUUCUGAAGUAGAAAUUGGAUUCUUAAGAAAUACAGAGAAACACAUAGAAAGAAAAGAAAAGAAAGGACUAAUAAGCAAUGAUCAAGAAGAUGAAGAUUACAUUUUGGCUGAAGCAAGGCAACCAUUGUGGCGAAAAGUACCGGUACCUUCAAGCCUAAUCAAUCCAUACCGGAUAGUCAUUGUCAUGCGCCUCGUCGUGCUGGCAUUCUUUUUUCGCUUCCGGAUCCUGAAUCCAGUCCAUGAUGCAUUUCCACUCUGGUUGGUCUCAGUAAUUUGUGAAAUAUGGCUAGCAUUGUCCUGGCUAGUUGAUCAGCUACCAAAAUGGUUCCCCAUCACACGCGAAACCAGCCUCGAGCGCUUGUCCUUGCGCUUCGAGCAAGAAGGCAGGCAAAACAAACUAGCCCCUGUUGAUGUUUUUGUGACAACUGCAGACCCUUUUAAAGAACCACCAAUCAUAACAGCAAACACUGUCUUAUCAGUACUUUCUGUUGAUUAUCCAGUAGAAAAGGUUAACUGCUAUGUCUCGGACGACAGUGCUUCAAUGCUUCUCUAUGAUACUUUGUAUGAAACUUCAGAGUUUGCAAGAAUUUGGAUCCCUUUUGUGAAUAAGUACAGCAUUGAGCCAAGAGCACCUGAAUUCUAUUUCUCUCAGAAGGUUGAUUACUUGAAAGACAAGGUUCAUCCUACAUUUGUAAGGGACCGCAGGGCGAUGAAGAGAGAGUAUGAAGAGUUUAAGGUGAGAAUCAAUGUGUUGAUUUCAAAGGCUCAGAAGAAACCAGAAGAGGGUUGGGUGAUGAAAGAUGGAACACCUUGGCCUGGGAACAACACUGAAGAUCAUCCAGGGAUGAUUCAGGUGUGUUUGGGAAGUGCUGGUACACUGGACAUGGAUGGCAAACAACUGCCACGGCUUGUGUAUGUUUCGAGGGAGAAGCGCCCCGGCUAUCGACACCACGAGAAAGCUGGUGCUAUGAAUGCUUUGGUUCGAGUUUCUGCUGUUCUUAGCAAUGCUCCUUUUGUGUUGAACUUGGAUUGUGACCAGUAUAUCAAUAAUAGCAAGACUAUAAGGGAGGCUAUGUGCUUCUUAAUGGAUCCUCAGCUUGGAAAGAGGAUUUGUUUUGUCCAAUUUCCAAAAAGGUUCGAUGGCAUCGAUAACAACGAUCGAUAUGCUAAUCGCAAUACCGUGUUCUAUGAUAUCGUGAUGAAAGGACUUGAUGGGAUUCAAGGCCCAGUGUAUGUUGGCACUGGUUGUGUUUUCAAUAGGCAGGCAAUAUAUGGCAAUAAACCGCCAUCUGAUAAAAAGCCGAAGACAAGCCAGUCUUCAUGCUGCUGCUGCUGCUGUUCAGGUGAUGAUUCUGGGUCCACAUUUGAUCUUGAAGAGAUUGAUGAAGGACUUGAAGGGUUUGAAGAGAAAGAGGAAACAUCCUUCAUUUCAAUGAAAAACUUUGAGAAGCAAUAUGGAAUGUCACCAGUUUUGAUUGCUUCUGUUUUGAUGGAAGAUGGUGGACUUCCAAAAGUGACCAAUACACAGUUGCUGAUUAAGGAAGCAAUUCAUGUUAUUAGCUGUGGUUAUGAAGAGAAAACUGAAUGGGGCAAAGAGAUUGGGUGGCUUUAUGGCUCAGUGACAGAAGAUAUCUUAACAGGAUUUAACAUGCAUUGUAGAGGGUGGAAAUCAGUGUACUGCACGCCAAAGAGAGAUGCUUUUAAAGGAUCUGCUCCUAUAAAUCUAUCUGAUAGAUUACACCAAGUUCUGAAAUGGGCUCUUGGUUCAACUGAGAUUUUCUUUAGUGGCUAUUGCCCAUUGUGGUAUGGUUAUACUGGUAAACUAAAAUUGCUACAGAGGUUGGCUUACACUAAUACUAUAGUUUAUCCUUUCACUUCCAUCCCUCUCUUGGUGUACUGCACGAUUCCGGCCGUCUGUCUUCUGACUGGAAAAUUCAUCGUCCCCGCGUUAACAAAUGUUGCUAGCAUUUGGCUAAUGGCUCUGUUCACCUCCAUGAUCUUAACGUGCGUGCUAGAGCUCCGGUGGAGUGGGGUAAACAUUCAGGACUGGUGGCGCAACGAGCAAUUCUGGGUGAUCGGCAGCGUCUCCUCGCACCUCUUUGCCGUGUUCCAAGGUCUCCUCAAAGUUGGUGGAGUACACUCUAACUUCACAAUCAGAGCAAAAUCCACAGAUAACAACAGUGUAUCCAAUCAACUCUAUCUCUUCAAAUGGACAACGCUUAUGAUACCACCAACAAGUCUUGUGAUCUUGAACAUGGUUGGGAUUGUGGCCGGAAUAUCUGAUGCCAUUAACAAUGGAUAUAACUCAUGGGGACCUUUGUUUGGGAAGCUUUUCUUUUCUUUUUGGGUCAUUAUUCAUCUAUAUCCUUUCCUUAAAGGUCUAAUGGGAAGGCAGAACAGAACACCUACCAUUGUUGUCCUCUGGUCAAUACUUUUUGCAUUGGUUUUCUCAAUGAUUUGGGUGAGAAUUGAUGUGUUCUUGCCCAAGAAAACAGGUCCAGUUCUAGUACAAUGUGGGUUAGAAUGCUAAGGUAAUGGUGGAGAUAAAAUCAGGGUUAUGUUCUAUUUCUUCCCAUUUCCUUAUUCUUUUUUUGCUGGAGAAUACUGCUUUCAGGAGUCUUUGUGAGUUCUGGUUUUGAAGGAAACGGAAGGGAAUGGAAAGGCUUGAAGAGUUUCACUUUACUGAACAAUUCAUUCACUUCCUAUCCUUUCUCUUCAAAAUCUCAACUCAUAAACACACUUACACACCCUUCUUAAGAGAACACCUAUAGUUAUGUGGUCUCAAAAGAUAAAAAGAAUAUUAGUUCUGUACUUGUGGUAUCUGUGCAAU
Messenger RNA from Arachis stenosperma, 2994 nucleotides. RefSeq names its product cellulose synthase A catalytic subunit 4 [UDP-forming]-like. The record is from RefSeq and is a predicted model, not a curated record. Bases 10 to 2694 code for a protein of 894 amino acids. Gene Ontology annotation, biological process: cellulose biosynthetic process; plant-type primary cell wall biogenesis. Lineage: Eukaryota; Viridiplantae; Streptophyta; Magnoliopsida; Fabales; Fabaceae. Gene Ontology annotation, molecular function: cellulose synthase (UDP-forming) activity. Gene Ontology annotation, cellular component: trans-Golgi network; plasma membrane. The transcript is spliced from 10 exons.